Molecule: messenger RNA, 851 nt
Organism: Schistosoma guineensis
Lineage: Eukaryota; Metazoa; Platyhelminthes; Trematoda; Strigeidida; Schistosomatidae
Source: the annotation of a GenBank genome assembly
UUGUGCCUGUGUCUUCUUAAUUCAAUUGCGUUAAUCCUGGGAUUCCUAAUUCAUACUAUAAUUCGAAUACCAUAUUGGCGUCGUGAUGGAACCUGCGAUGGAAAAGUUGGAUAUUCAUUCAACUCCUGAAGCUUUUGAGGAUUAUUUGGAAAGGUUCGAAAUUUGGAGCAUGACCAAAGAAGAUGAUGAGGAUGUUAAUAUUGUAGCACACUUCCUCACAUUCAUUGGGAGAGAAGCGUACAGCUUAUUAAAAACUUUAGCAUAUCCAGAAAAACCUAUUUCACUCCCUUAUGCAACUCUUAAAGAGCUAUUAUUAAGUCAUGUAAAAUGCACCAGUUUUGAAUGCCGUGAAAGGGCGAAGUUUCAUAAGAUGAUUCGUCAAAAUGACCAAAAGGCUCGGGAAUUCAUCCUUGAAUUACAGAAACAAGCUGCCAAGUGUGAUUUCGGUGAUCAACUUCAUGUACAACUGAGAGAUCGAUUAAUUGCAGGAAUUAACAUACCGAGUUUGGAAAGAGAGCUGUUAAAAAUUCCAAACUGUUCCUUUCAAGAUGCUAGGACUGCGUGUAUUAACUACGAAGCAGUGAAUGAACUUGAUAUCCAGUCGAUGAAGAUUUCUGAUACUUUGCUUAGUCGUCAUGAUGAACUACAAUCUCAGGGUCAAUCAAAUUUGCGUUCAUUUAACAGUGAUUCCUAUUUUCGUGUAAAUAUGAAAGGUGUUUCAACGACGAAUUACAAAGCAAAUCACAAAGGUGAGAUGAAGUUUGGUAAAUGUUUAUCAUGUGGAAAGUUUCAUGCUCGCAAUCCAUGUGUAUUUCGUAAUGCUGAAUGUUUUAAAUGUGGUAAGGUAGGAC